AGCUCAUUCAGGAGCUGCACAGAGAGAUGAAGGAGCUCUGCCACCAACAGAAGGUUGAAGCAGAGACGGCCUCCAAUGUGGAGACGUGCUGCCACCGUGUGGACGCUCUGGAGGAGUCUGUGAGGUCUCUGAGGGACACGGUUCAGAAGUAUCCAGACCCAGAGGAGCUGAGUCACCAGUGUGAGACCUGGGACCUCAUGCAGUCCUCACUGCUCAGCCAGAGAGGAGACGUGCCCACGGUGCUGGUCGAUGCAGAGGUCAGAGCCACACACACACCUUUCAACAGCAACCUCACCGCUGGAAGCGCUGCACCUCCUCCCUCCUCCACCCUUAACCCUGUCGAGGAGGCCAGCCGGCCAGCAGCUCCUGGUGCUCCUGGUGCUCCGACGACUUCUGGACCGACUUCAGGACCGACUUCGAUGGACGCCGGGUCGCCCCUGUCAGAACCACCGCAGCAGAUGGGUUUUAAAGCAGACCCGGCAGCCGGCUCCAGCCUCUCAGAGCGCUACUCGGAGACGCUGGAGGCCCUGAGGAACAUCGAGCAGCUGGGAGCUCGUGUUGCUGCGCUGGAGGAAGGAAAGGCGGACCAGUCACAGCUGAGACACCUCAGAGAGCACAUGACUGACGAGAGUUCACAGGAUGCGAUGAACCACCUGAUGGAUCAACUGAACCAGCAGAGAGCUCUGAUAGACAGCCUGAUGAGUGACCGGGGGAAGCUGGACGACCUGCGCAGCACGUUGGAGGACACGAUGGAGUCCCUGACCUCUCAGCCGUCCGAGGCCGGGCAGGACGAGAGCGCCGGUAGCCAGAGCAAAGAGCAGAGCAGAGAGAACACGGGCCAGAAGCUCAGCCUGCUGUUCCACCACUAUGAGCAGCUGCAGGACGCAGUGAGCGGCCUCCUGCAGCAGCAGACUGGAGGCCCAGCAGGGCCGCCGAAGCUAGAGGCAAGCUGGACCUGCAGCACAGAGAGGCUGACGAGUGGAGACUCAGCUGAUCUACUGUCUGCUCUGGAGACAAAUACUACAAGAGUUUAGAGUACUUCACCACUGCUAGCUCGAGCAUUUUAACAGUCCUGUUCAUCCUCUUCAGGCUGGUAUCCCAGCAUGCAUUGCCUGAGAAGGAGAUGAACAGAGUAUUUCACUGGUUCAGUAUCAGACUCACUGUGGAGCAGCAGAACCAGAGAUGUCGUCUAUUUUUUUAUUCCACACGUUCUCCUUCCUUUUCAAAACCUGGCGCCUACAUUACCCACAAUGCAACUUGGCCGCAGACAGUUUGAGUGAUAGAUUGUGUUAUGCUAGGAGCGGCUAAUGUAGCCUGCAGCUACAGAGGCUUCACUUCUUUCUAACUCCAAACCUCCAGAUUCAUUUUUUUACUU
Messenger RNA from Anarrhichthys ocellatus (wolf-eel), 1375 nucleotides. RefSeq lists its product as uncharacterized. NCBI's taxonomy places the organism in Eukaryota, Metazoa, Chordata, Actinopteri, Perciformes, Anarhichadidae. The record is from RefSeq and is a predicted model, not a curated record. The coding region runs from base 27 to 1034 and encodes 335 amino acids. The transcript is spliced from 6 exons.